Lemur catta (Ring-tailed lemur) is the source of this 1423-nucleotide messenger RNA. RefSeq names its product olfactory receptor 6B2. The transcript has a single exon. Gene Ontology annotation, biological process: G protein-coupled receptor signaling pathway. Gene Ontology annotation, molecular function: G protein-coupled receptor activity; olfactory receptor activity. The coding region runs from base 53 to 991 and encodes 312 amino acids. The record is from RefSeq and is a predicted model, not a curated record. Lineage: Eukaryota; Metazoa; Chordata; Mammalia; Primates; Lemuridae. Gene Ontology annotation, cellular component: membrane.
CUUUGCUCUUGCUCUUUGAUGUCUUGCAGGCUCCGGCUCCCCAGCACAGAGGAUGAGGGGGGAGAAUGUCACCAAGGUCAGCACGUUCGUGCUGGUGGGCUUCUCCACGGCGCCCCAGCUGCAGUAUGUGCUCUUCCUCCUCUUCCUGCUCACCUACCUCUUUGUCCUGGUGGAGAACCUGGCCAUCAUCCUCACCGUCUGGGGCAGCGCCUCCCUCCACAGGCCCAUGUACUACUUUCUGGGCGCCCUGUCCUCCUUGGAGAUCUGGUACGUGUGUGACAUCAUGCCCAAGAUGCUGGACGGCUUCCUCCUGCAGCGGAAGCGCAUCUCUUUCGUCGGGUGCAUGACGCAGCUCUACUUCUUCAGCUCCCUGGUGUGCACGGAGUGUGUGCUCCUGGCCUCCAUGGCCUACGACCGCUACGUGGCCAUCUGCCACCCCCUGCGCUACCACGUCAUCAUGACCACGGGGCUGUGCGUGCAGCUGGUGGUCUUCUCCUUUGUGAGCGGCUUCACCAUCUCUGUGAUCAAGGUCUACUUUAUCUCCAGCGCCACAUUCUGUGGCUCCAAUGUCCUGAACCACUUCUUCUGUGACAUUUCCCCCAUCCUCAAGCUGGCCUGCACGGACUUCUCCACGGCAGAGCUGGUGGAUUUCGUCCUGGCCUUCAUCAUCCUGGUGUUCCCUCUCCUGGCCACCGUGCUGUCCUACGGGCACAUCACCCUGGCUGUGCUGCGCAUCCCCUCGGCCACCGGCCGCUGGAGAGCCUUCUCCACCUGCGCCUCUCACCUCACCGUGGUCACCAUCUUCUACACGGCCAUGAUCUUCAUGUACGUCCGGCCCCAGGCCAUCGAUACAAGGAGUUCCAACAAGCUCAUCUCUGCUGUGUACACUGUCCUCACCCCCAUCCUGAACCCCCUGAUCUACUGUCUGAGGAACAAGGAAUUUAAGGAUGCCUUGAAAAAGGCCUUGGGCUGGGGUCGAGCUUCAAAGUAGGACCAUGAAGUGACGUAGAAUGUAGUUGGUGGUGAUAAAACAACAUCACACAUGGCACUUUCUUUAAUUUUUAAACCAAAUUUAACAAACCACAAAACUGCACAGUAAAGAGCCUUCUUCUGCAUGUGUGUUUCACAAAAGGACUGACCCAUGUAGGCAGCUCCCAGGCCAGAGCGAGAAGCUUCCCUCAGACGUCCCCCCAUGGCUGUCCCAGCUCUGGACUUCCAACGCCAGAUGCUGGCACUGGUGUUUUUGAGGGUUCUACGACUGUACUUAUGGAGUAUUUACCCACUACAUUCAGCUUCUUUCAUGCACCGUGAUGCCUGGGGGAGUCCCUGAUGGGUUUGCAGGUAGCAGUAGUUCGUGCCUUCUCACUGCUGUGUGAUACUUGCAUAUUUCACAAUGCAUUUAUGUGUUUUAUUGCUGUGGACA